Beta vulgaris subsp. vulgaris (sugar beet) is the source of this 4903-nucleotide messenger RNA. RefSeq names its product putative disease resistance protein RGA3. Gene Ontology annotation, molecular function: ADP binding. NCBI's taxonomy places the organism in Eukaryota, Viridiplantae, Streptophyta, Magnoliopsida, Caryophyllales, Amaranthaceae. The coding region runs from base 1810 to 4737 and encodes 975 amino acids. The transcript has a single exon. The record is from RefSeq and is a predicted model, not a curated record. Gene Ontology annotation, biological process: defense response to other organism.
CUUAAAACAUGUUGACUUUUACACUAUUCACACACUCACUUUGACCAUGUUUUGUGAAUUCUACACAAGCAAAAUUAUAGUCAUGUACGAUCUUGUCAGAUUCAAUUCGACAUCUAGUUUCCAAAUAUCAAAUUUUUAUAUAAUUUAAAGUUAGAAGGAAGAGAAGUAAAAAUACAGGGGAGAGACCCAGGAGAGUAUGGAUGGGAGAUGAGAAAAAAAAAGGUAAAUAUAUAGUUAAUAGAAUAGGGAGGAAAGAAAGAAUUAUUUCCUUUACUUGGGAUACUGUUUUCUAGCAAAUUAGGAAGUCAUUGUUCAGAAUUUGUUUUCCUUCCAACCAAACACUCCCUAUGUGGAAUAAGUAAUAGAGAAUUCCAACUUCACAUUGUAUUGUUUUCAUGUUCGCUUUUCUGGAGUUCUUUAAUUCAACUUAGAAUCAUUAUAUGUUGCUCUCAGAAGCACUAUGUUUAUGAUAUUCAAAGUGAAUAUGCUUUUGAAUUGAAAUGAAAAUAACCAUUUUCUGUAAUGGAUAAAUCAUGUAUUCACUAUGUAUAUGCUUUCGUAAUGAGUGCCAUAAUGAACUGAUUCUUUUUCAAAACUAAUCAUAAUGAACUAGUUGUUUAUUCGUUUAGAGCAUGAAGCACCAUGCCCGUUUAUUUGGUUAGAGCAUGAAUCACCAUGCCCGAAUCUAGGAUAUAUUUUGUGCAUUGUCAUUAGUCCCAACCUAUGUUGCUCAGACACGGAUUGCGUGUCUACUCGGAUACGGGUGUCCAAGUGUCCGACUCGGCUAUUUUGUAGCAAAAACACAAGUUUAUAGUUUAAAAUGAAGUAUCCAAGUGAAGUGUCGGACAUGACACGACACCCGCUUUUUGAGGUAAAGGAAGGUGUCGGAGUAACAUACUCACUCCCAGCUAUGUCAAGCUUCAAUAAAUAUUUAAGGUUGCCUUAACUAGUUUGUGUUCCCAUCUAAAGAAAUUAUAGUGUGAAAGUAUGAAAAUGCAAGUAGUUUUUUAGUUGAUAAUGAUAUGGAGAAAUGUAGGACCACAAAGUUUUGUUUUGAUUGAAGAUUGCAUACUGUUUAGUUGACAAAAAUACAAGUAUUGUUUUCUAACUAGUUGUAUUUCCUUCACAACAAAUUGAGAUCAGAACCUGCUUCCUUAACUCCUUAAGUAAACUUUAUGUAGCAAAUUCUAUUUUUCCAAUUAACCAAACAAUUUCUGGUACUAUUUAUUUUUUGAGGAUUUGUCAUUGCUGGAAAAGGUAACUUCCUGUAUCUGUACAGAUAACCAUUUAAAUUAACCUAUUUUUAUUUCUUAAUUCUAAAUAUCAUUAGUAAAAAAAAAAAGUAGGUUUAAGAGUAACUCAAUGAGGGGAAAAAAUCCAUUUACUAUUUACUAGUGUAAAGAAUCCAUCUUUCUUUUUAGUUUUUGCCGGAGCACUCAAAAUUAAUUUAUAGAAAUUUAAAUAUACUACUAACAUAUAUAAUGUUACUGUAAGAGUGUAAGAAAUCGAGCAAACAAAGCAUAUAAGGAAUCACAAGCUGUUGGUAGACUAAUAACCCAAAGGUGUACACUCAAUUUUCUCAGUGACUGUCCCCAGCUCUGCUUGUCAUUUUCAGUUCCCAAAGACUUUAUACUUAACAAAUAACAAUAUCAUAUUGAAAGUUCCCACCUGCUUCCUCCACUUGUUCUUGAAAGUUAAUGAGUUCCAUCAAAAGUAAGAGCAGCUUAGUGGGUAGUUAGCCAUUUCUGAUAUUCCCUCGCUUUCUCUUUGCAACAUACUUUCUCCCUUGUUCUUAAAUUUCUGGUAAUAAUGGCCUUAGAAUUUGUUUCUGGGUUCAUUGUGUCAUCCUUACUACAAGAAUUGGUAGACAAGAUCAAAGCUUCAGCUGUUGAUACAAUUGCUCUAGCAUAUUCUUGUAAUAUAGAGGACGAGCUCAAAAAACUCGAGGCAACUUAUGUAAAAGCUCAGUCCAUGCUUGAUAACGUAGAUGGAUGGGACCUCAUAUCGAGCAAGCUGCACCGAGACUGGGUGGCAGAUAUCAGGAGAGCUUGCUAUGAGACAGAAGAUUUUACCGAAUGUCUGAAGCUUGAGAUUCUUAAGAAAAGAGGGGAUGUUGGAUUUUUUCAGUCUUACUGGUCAAAAUGGGGGUUGUCUUCUAAAAUCUGCAACUUGCAAAGCAAUCUGAUGUAUUUAAUAAGUGCAUCAGAUCAGUUUAUGGCAAGGAGUCAUGGAGUUAAGGAUGAGAGACACCUUGCUCUGGACAAAGAGCCGAUGAUUGUACCUGAUGAUGAAAGCUUCCGAAGAAAGCAGGACAAGGAAAGCAUUAUUCGGCUGCUGUUGCAACCAAGCAGCAGCAGUGUGGUUCUGAUAGCAGGGAUGUUCGGGGUGGGAAAAACUGCGCUAGCUCAAGUGGUGAAGAAUGACUCACUGAUCCAACAUCAUUUUGAUCAUAGAUUAUGGGUUUCUGUAUCCGGGAAUUUCAAUCUCAUGAAAGUUCUGUGCUCGAUGAUCUUAGACUUGCAGCUUGAGCAAACCAAAGACGUCAAUUCAAUUUCCUCUCCUCCAUAUUCUGAACAGCAAUGUACACGGCUGUUUCAGGGAUUGUGCAAGGAAAGAAGGAUUCUUGUCGUGCUGGACGACUUGUGCAAUUUCGUGAAGCCUCAAGAUUGGGAAGAUUUCCAAUCUCUCCUCCUUGACCCCUCUUGUGUGUUUGGUAUUCUCAUUACCACUCGCAACCCAGCAGUUUCCACUAUAGUUGCUUCUCUUAGUAGCAUCACUACUGCAUCCUAUUACUUGCAGCAGAUGUCAGAUGAUGAUUGUGGGUUGAUCCUGCAGAAAAAAGUUGUUUUAGCUGCUGUCAACAAGCGGAUGCGUUGUGGAAGGAAUAUGUCAGAGGUGAUUGCACUUCAGAUAGCAGAGAAUUUCUGCAAGGGAUUGCCAUUGGUGGCAAAUAUCAUCGGAUACCACCUCUCCUUGAAGCAAGACGAUCAAUGGCCUAUUAAACUGUCUAAAGACUUGUGGUGCAUGCCAGAAUUCAGAGAACUAAUCUUUCCGGCUUUCAGAUUGAAUUAUUCUGAUCUGUCCUUCUUUCUGAAAAAUUGUUUCCCCUACUUUUCUCUCUUUCCUAAAGAUUUCAUUUAUAAUAAGGAUGAUUUGGUUCGGUUAUGGUUCGCGGAGGGCUAUAUUAAACCCCAAUAUGCAGGUUUCCAAUAUUCAGACUGCUCAGAGUAUGCAGUCUUAGAAGAACUUGGAAAUUAUUACUUUGACAAUGUAUUGUCCCAAUCUAUCCUUCAAAUAUACCAUCCAUUUGAUCAGGAGCCACAGAUCUACAGAAUGCAUGAAUUUGUCCACCGUUAUGCUCAAUUUAUAGGGUCCGACAUGUAUAUUCAGCUAGAUGAUCAAUUUGUUACAAGAUCUGCAAGCCAUAUGCUGACUCCUACACCUAUUGCUUCUCGAUAUAAAAAUUCUCGACAUCUGUCUUUGCUUUGUCGGAGUAUUCCAAGACCAAUAUGGAAGGAUAUAGAAAGAUAUUCGGAGGGCCUAAGAACAAUACUAUCCCUCGGUGAGCACAUAAGCAUUGGUGAAGUUAGUUACACCCUUUUUCUGAAACUAGAAUCCUUGCGAGUAGUCAACUUGAGUGGAACUGAUAUAAAUGAGCUACCAGAGUCAGUGGGAAAACUCAAACAUCUUAGGAUCCUUGAUGUUUCCAGAACUGAUAUCCAAGAGUUUCCUGCAUCCAUUACUAACCUUUACACGUUACAGUUCCUCAAAGCUGAGCAAUGUCCUCUGCUUCUUCAAUUACCCAAAAGAAUAAAAAAGUUGACUCAGCUACUACAUCUCGAGGUUGACAUCAAGAGUUUGAGUUCUAUGCCACCUGAGAUAGGGAAUCUAGGUAAUCUUCGCACCCUUCCUGCGUUUAUUGUGGGUAGAAAGCAUGGGUAUCGUGUCACAGAAUUAAAGAAUAUGAAGUACCUCCAAGGAUCAAUCUGUCUCACAAAUCUUGAAAACAUCAAGGAUGGGGAAGAAGCAAAGGGAGCAAUGUUGAAAAACAAGCCGUUCCUCAGAAGUUUAGAGCUUGAAUGGUCUAGAUACUCUGCCAAUCAAUUAGUCACUGAAACUGUCUUCUGUGGCUUAGAACCUCAUGAAAAUUUAGAAGAGUUGCAAGUAACAGGAUAUGAUGGCACUCGAUUUCCAAGCUGGCUCAGUAGUCCUUCGUGUAAUUUGACUAGCAUUCACUUGCUAAGAUGUGACCAGUGUAGCAUCUUGCCAGCACUGGGGAAACUUCAAAAUCUGAAGUUUCUUCAUAUCGAGGAGAUGCAUUGUGUAGAAUACAUCGAUGACCGGUUUUCAGGAAUAGGAUUAGUUGGAGGAUUCCCAUCACUGGAGUCGCUGAAAUUGCAAGACAUGACGAGUCUUACAAAAUGGGAAGGAUUGCAAGUGACUCAAAUGCCUCGCCUUCGUGAACUCAACAUCACAGAUUGUCCAAAUCUGAUUUCUCUCCCUUCACUAAACUUGUUAGCUUCCUUAGGCAACCUGGAAAUAAGCUACUGCCCCGCAUUGCAAGCACUGCCUGAGGAAGGCUUGCCUUUAUCAUUGGAAACAUUGAUUAUUGUAAGAAGUGAAUUGUUGAUGCAGCGUUGCUUACCGAGGCAAGGUGUAGACUGGGAGAAGAUCAAAGACUUACGCAAUGUAGUGUUUGAUUUUGUGAAGAUACCCACACUUGUCAGAUUAUCUUAGUUAUCCUUUUAUUGUAGGAUUGAUAGUUUUCCUUUAUUUUGUACUAGGAAAAUUAGAGUAUUGAAACAGUAUAUUCAAGCUCUGAGUCCUUCCUCUUAUAUCUAUUUGCUUUCUCUGAUAAAUUAACUUCUCUAAAAACUGAAUUUCUCAGGAAUCAUUGAAUGUU